AAGAAAAACUCUUCCUAAGUCUUCAUCAGCCAACCAACCACCCGUGUAUCAACCCACAUAAAUCAACGUUCCUGUCAAUAUUCACUAUGAACGUCCAGCCGGCUUAUCCCCGUCUGGCUUGGGUUAUAACUGGACUGGUGACGAUCUCCGUGUAUGUCCAAGGCUUCAACACACUGUGCUACUGGACAGUCUGGUCACAGGGGCGCCCAGGGGAUUACGGCCUGAAACCCAGCAAAAUUGACCCCAACCUCUGCAGUCACCUGAUCUACGCCUUUGGUAUCGUGGCCCCUGGGUUGACGAUAGGUCUGGAAGAGGACGCGUACCCAGCGGCUCCUCGGUCUGUCAGAGAAAUUAACAACUUGAAAACGGAGAACCCAGAACUGAUAACCCUGAUCUCAUUGGGGGGCGCUUCUAAAGGACCGGAGGCUUUCCUGAAACCCGCAGCCAAUGACUCAUCCCGUGUCCAGUUCGCUCAGAACACCGUCUUAUUCUGCAGAGAGAAAGGUUUCGAUGGCGUUGACAUUGACUGGGAAUAUCCGACAAAUGGGACCAGCUUCACACUUUUUAUGAAGGCUCUGAGGAAAGCGUUUGAUGAGGAAAUAGUCCCUGUGGGGAAAAAACGACUACUGCUAACUGCCGCAGUCUCGGUAGCCAGUAAGAAGAUAGACACCAUCUAUGACAUCCCGGCUUUGAACAACGCCCUGGAUUUCUUUAAUGUUAUGGCAUAUGACUUCCACGGAAGUUGGCAUGGAGUGGCGGCGUUCAAUACCCCACUGUUUGCCCGUACCUUCAAUCCAAGAAUAGAGAAUAGUGAGCAAUAUAAUGCGGACUGGGCUGUCAAACGGUACAUCCAGAAAGGUGCCAGUCGAUCUAAGAUCAUUCUGGGCCUUGCCUCGUACGGACGGGCAUACCAGCUGACGGACAGGACCCAGCAUGGUGUAGGGGCACCCAUAGAGAGGUCCGCCAGGAAGGGGCCCGUGUUAGAAGAGGAGGAGUUCCGGAUGUACCCGGAGGUGUGUGACUUCAUCACGGAGAACAGAGCCCGUUAUAUGUUCGACGAGAAGCAGAAAUCGUCCUUUGUGUACACGAUUGACUUUUGGAUCGGCUACGACGGCCCUAAAGCUUUCCACACCAAGACUCAGUACGCCAUUCAGGAGCGACUUGGUGGUGUGUUGCUCUGGACGUUAGACUACGAUGAUGUCAGCGGCAACCAUUGCGGAUUGGGAACAUUCCCUUUGAUAAAAGCUGUGAAAAAUACUGUGGCGGGGAACACACGGUUAAUUCCAUCGGGUCCUCUGAGACCUUACGAACCGUUUCUGGAACUACCUAAACCAGCUGAAAACGCUGAUAGAUACAAGAGGAUGUGUUACUUCGCGAAUUGGUCAACUUUACGGAAUGCGGGGGAUGGCUUGUUUACACUGAGUGAUGUCAACCCUGACACAUGUACUCACCUGGUCUAUGCAUUCGCCUUCAUCGAUGAGGUCAGCUACUCGGUAUUGCCUUUAUACCCUAACGAGGAGAGUAAGUCGGAUGCUCCGGCUGACGCAGGAUUGAUGGAGAAGUUUAACUCGAUCAAACGUUAUAACCCGUCCCUCAGAACCCUGCUGUCUGUCGGCGGAUCCACAGCAGGGACCAAGGCCUUUCAGAUUGUCUCCAAAGACGACACCAGCAGGAGACGCUUCGCACGUAAUAUCAUCGAAUACCUGGAUACCUGGGGUUUUGAUGGUGUAGACAUAGUGUGGAUUUACCCAGGGAAUUUCCGGAAUCAGUUCACUCUUCUACUGCAGGCAAUGAGAGAAGAGUUUGACAAGUACGGGGCAGAGAACAAUGGCGUCAAGACAACCCUUACUGCCUCUGUAUCAGCUGAGAAUCCGCAGAUCAAUGAUAGCUACGAGAUCAGGGAGAUAUCUAAACAUGUAGACUUCCUAAACGUUUUGGCGUAUACGUACCAGCGUAAAGAUAACAGGACUUACUUCGUGUCUCCACUGCGGAAUUCGAGAAACGACGCGGCGACUUCACAGCUGAAUCAGGAAUGGUCAGUAGAACAAUGGAUUAACGGUGGAGCGCCUCCGGAGAAGCUUUUAUUAGGGUUGACGGGUAUGGGGCGAAGCUUUCGUCUGGAGUCCAACCAACAGACUGCACCAGGAUCAGCGUUCAUCGACCAGAAUGUAACCAGUACGAUACUUGGCGAGAAGGGAAUCAUGGUACAAUAUGAGAUUUGUGAUUUUAUAAACAGAGGUGCUGAGGAAUCGUUCAGUUCUGAACAAGUGGCAGCCUAUGCCCACUUCAAUGACAUUUGGGUCAGCUACGAGAAUGGGAAGAGCAUUAUUGAAAAGGUGAAGUGGCUAAAAUCCAAAGGUCUCGCUGGGUUCUCAUUCUGGUCGCUAGACUACGACGACUUCACGGGAAGACAUUGUAACUGCGGCCCGUUUCCAAUGUUAACCACCGCCUACCAGACGGCCAAAGGCCGUCUGGUCAGCUGCUUUGGUGGGCAGACCUCUCCUACUAAUGAAGCGUCACCAGGAGUAACUGAGGCUCCCAUCAGAACUCCACCCCCAGAACUGAAACCUAUCACCACACCAGAGAAACCAAAAACACCAAAGCCCAGCAAGAGACUCAUAAUCGUCCGGGACGGAGCCAAUAACAUUUCACUAUCUAUAACGUCUCUCAUAGUUUUGGUUCUUUUCCAAAUGUUAUAUUUCAAUAGGUAGAAAAUAUGAUUUUUGUCAGAAAAUGAUGUGUAUAUGUGUUUUUUAUUCAGCUUUGUGCCAAAUUGUAAAAGAAUAGCUAGCCUAAUGAAUUAAAAGUCGCACGAUGAGGAUACCGUUAGAAUACAACGUUUAAUUAUUCAUUAGGAUAAAGAAUAGCAUCUGUGGGAGACGCCAUUAAAAAGUCAGUUUUGUUUUGCUGAAUAGUGCUACUGUUGCGAGUUCAUGACAGAAUUCUAGAAAGCGCCAUUGUUAACUGAGAUGGUAAAAGUUUUCUUUAAUAUUUUCCAGAGUCAGAUUAAUUAAGCUACGCCUACAUGCUAGUCAUAGUGUUUUGCCACAUGAGGCAGUCGUAUCUCAAAGGUUUGAGCGCACUUAUUACCUACAUAGUGAGUUAUUUCAUUAACAUCGAUCAAUAUGCAUCAUUUCCAUGAUAUAAAUGUGUCCGGACAUCGAUUGUUUUAUUAUAAAUGAUAUGGAGCUUGAAAAACAAAGAGCCAGUUUUUCAGUUUUCCAGAAACAAACGCUGAACAAGUGAUAACAUACAAUUUCCAGCACACAUGCGUGUAUAUUUGUGAAUCCUAUUUUGGUCAGUCUCUUUAAAUCUAUGUUUCAAACAUACAUCGGAUCACAAUGUAACUGUUGAAAUGCUGGGCGCUGCUUUACUGAUUGGAGAACAAUCUAACCUUGAUUGUUAGUCUCUUAAGAAAUCCCUGAUUCUGUGACGUGAAGAAAUGUGUACCGAUGUCCUGCUUUGUAACCGUCACAUCGGUGUUCGAAUGUAUGCAUGUGUGUACGUUUGGGUUUUACGUCGUACUGAGCAAUUGUUCAGUCAAAUGACGAUGCGAGUCGGCCAAUCCAAAGUCCUGCCCCCACUGAAGCAUGAUGUGGAAACACCAGGCAUGACACCUCACAAAGCCUCGUUAUGCUGACACCGGGCAAACCAGUACUGUUUCCUUGCUCUAGCUUACCAGUGCUGAGUGCCAAGCGAAGCAGCAACAGGUGCCAUUUUUAAAGUCUUUGGUAUGACCCGACCCGGCUUUGAUUGCAGGUCUCCCGGCUUCGAGGCGGACGCUCUAACCCCUGUGCCACUGAAACCGUCCGGCAAUGUUCAAAGGCAUUGUAUUAUUUUGAUGUCAAUAUGCUAAGUAACCACCUAAGUUCCAAUACCCUAAAUUUACUGUUAUCUCAUCGUAGGUACGACCCAUUCUCGACAUCAAUAUUUGUGAUUUGUUUUUCGUAUAAAUUGUAUUCCCUGGAAAAUCUCACCGAUCAUGUUCAGGAUGGCAUGGUCGUUCACAUGCCAUUCAUCACGUGCUGGUCACGUGAAAUCGUAAUUUUAAUUAACCCACCUGUUGAUUUAUAUUUACCCGUAUAGGCAUGUGUCUUCAAAUAAAUAUUUGAUU
Liolophura sinensis is the source of this 4114-nucleotide messenger RNA. Its product is annotated as probable chitinase 10. Gene Ontology annotation, molecular function: chitinase activity; chitin binding. Lineage: Eukaryota; Metazoa; Mollusca; Polyplacophora; Chitonida; Chitonidae. The transcript has 14 exons. The record is from RefSeq and is a predicted model, not a curated record. Gene Ontology annotation, biological process: chitin catabolic process; carbohydrate metabolic process. Gene Ontology annotation, cellular component: extracellular region. The coding region runs from base 87 to 2711 and encodes 874 amino acids.